AAAAGCCCACCCAUUUUGGCAGCUGCUACAUUUCACAUUCUCCUAAAGCUUACUGCAUUACCGCCAUUCAACAAAUCCCACACACUCCAAUGUUGAUCGCCGGAAUCAUCAUUUUAUCACUAUCUUUCUGUCAGAUAAUUCUCCUAAAGCUUAUCGCCAAUCAAGAAAUCUCAAACAAGCUAAUUGAUCGCCGGUAUCAUCAAUUUGUCGAGACAAACAUAUCUGUAAUUUGAAUGCACCAAUGUCGAGUUCUGUGUUUGAGGAUAAGGGUUGGUGGCACUGGCACCUUACAGAGGAAGAGUUAGAGGAGUUGCUGCUCACGAAUUUGGAGAUUUUGUAUACUGUGGCGAUAAAUAAGCUUGUUGAAUUUGGUUAUGGCGAGGAAGAGGCACUCAAUGCCAUUUUAGAGAACGGGCAUUGUUGUGGUGAGAUGGAUGUUUUGAAUAACAUUUUGAGUAAUUCUUUGGCUUAUCUGCAUAGUGGCCGAAGUAAUUGGAUUUCGGGGGAUCCGGUGCCCUUGUUUGCAGACUUGAGGCAGCUGCGGGAGUAUUCGCUUAUGGGAUCGGUUUCUUUCUUGCAACUAGAAAAGCCCCAUCUGACCAAGGAUGAUGCUUUGUGGAGUAUACUGAUGAGUGUUGUCAAUGUUGGUAAUGCAAGUGCAAUGGAAAUAGCUUUGCAGAGAGAGAUUGAGUGUCCAAAGAGAUUUAACCUGAGUCCGUCAAUGAAGUGCAUGUUGAAGAGGGAUGUUAUGAUGUUUGCUGCAGGAUUUGGGGGAAUUCCGAAGCGGUUCCAAUGGCAAUCACAAGCCUGCCCCAGUUCUUUAUCUGGUGGGUGUGGUACGGCAGCUGCAGUUCCAGUUGGGAACAGUGUCGAAUCCCAGUGUGCCAAGACUCAAGAUGUGGUUAACUCGGUAGUGAGUAAGUUUCUGAACACUGGAAAAGUAUCAUUGGAUGAACAAGAUUUCAUUAUCCUUAUCUUGGUCCAUCAGAUUACGUGCUUAAAGAAACAGGUGAAGGAACGUAAAGAGUGGGCUCAGCAGAAGGCGAUCCAAGCUGCAAAAAAGCUCAGUCGUGAUUUCACUGAACUGAGGAAGUUGAGAAUGGAGAGAGAGGGGACUCGGCGCCUGAAAAAGGGCAGGAAAACGUUUGUUGAUACUACCCUGAAGAAGGUCACUGAGAUGGAGAAUGCUGUAAAGAUGGUGCGUGAUCAAGUAGAUGAUGCAAAUGGUGUUGUUAAGAAGCUUGAGACAAAAAUUGCAGAAAUUAGAGCAGAGAUGGAAGCAUAUAAACUAAGUUCAUCUGAAUCGGUCUCAUCCUGUUUGGAAGUAGAGAAGAGGGAGAAAAGGUGCCUUAAGAGGCUUCUGGCGCGGGAGAAGCAGAAAACUAAGAUGCAGGAAGAUAUUGCCGCAGCGAAACAGAAGAUCUCAGAGUUACAGGAGGAACUGGCUCAGGUUGAGGAAGCCACAAAGGAAACUGAGGCAAAGUGGAGGCAGGAGCAGCAGGCUAAAGAACUAGUUUUCACACAGCUGGAGAAUGAGAGGCGCCUUAAAGAAGCUUCUAAGGCUAAUAACAAAACAAGGCUUGAUGAUCUGUGCCGAAAGAAAAAGAUUAAUUUCCAGCACCACAAAGAUGAUCUCCAGCGCCUUGAGCAAGAAUAUGAUUGCCUUAACGAGUCGGCACAGUUAACAGAGGUGGAUAAUGAUUUUUGGACAGAAGAUACCCGAGGAGAUGCCAUUGGAAGGCUGAUGCAUGAAGCUGAUAAACUGCAAGACUCUUCAAAAAAGGUCAGACGUGAUAGGGUAUGCGUGAUUUGCACGAAAGAUGAAGUUUCUGUCGUUUUUCUUCCUUGCACUCAUCAAGUGAUCUGUGCAAACUGUAACGACAACUAUGGAAAGAAAGGUAAAGAUACAUGUGCGUAUUGUGGGAUUCCGAUUGAACAAAGGAUUCAAGUUGUUGGUGCAAGCUCAUAGAUACAGUACAAGAUCCGAAGGUGUAUACAUGUCUUUAGUUUUCAGCUUUACUGGUUUCGUUGCCAGAAACCAGCAUAGAUACACGUGUAUAAAUAGCGUAGUCAUAUGCGGCCUGUGCAUUUCUACAUGAUACUCUCCUACUUUCUGUGGGAAGCAGGCUAUAUGAUCUUUCAAUAAGCAGCUAAUACAUAGAUUGAUA
Messenger RNA from Salvia hispanica, 2168 nucleotides. Its product is annotated as MND1-interacting protein 1-like. NCBI's taxonomy places the organism in Eukaryota, Viridiplantae, Streptophyta, Magnoliopsida, Lamiales, Lamiaceae. The record is from RefSeq and is a predicted model, not a curated record.